ACGCUUUCCGUUUGGGAAUCUCCCUCCAUUCCCCUGCCCCUGCCCCUUCACCUUCCCCUUCCCGUCUCUGCAAAUCGCCUUCUGUCCGAGGCUCCUCGCUCGCCACUUUUGUUUCUAUGAAUUUUAGGGCGGGUUAGGGAUUUUUGGAGGCGCUUCUUUGCACCAGAAUUGGUAAAUUAUGGUGCACGAAAUCGCUGCCGCCGUAGAAAUUUCCCAUCUUUCCCUCCCCCUAACCCCUCUCCUCCCCCUUUCGGAGUCAUUCAUGGAUUGAGCUAAGGUUGUCUUUCAAAUUGCUGGGGCAGCUGAGCUGGUGCAUAGAUGCAUGCUGGUUCUGAACGUGGACCUACAGAGACAUACACGAUGCCUGGUGGUGGUCCGAACCCCCGUAUAGCAUUUGUUCCACCUCCUGGUGGGGUUGAUUAUAUGGGUAAUGAAGUGGCACCAGAAUAUAUUUUUGAUCGGGGUCUAAACUAUCCAGGUGCCAACAAUUAUGGGUAUUAUUGUACAGGAUUUGAACCGCCUGGUGAAUGGGGUGAGGAUCAUAGGAUUUUUGCAUUGGAUGGUCAAGAUCUUCAUUACUCAGGUAUGCAAACUGAUAGUUUGCCAUCUGGAUAUUAUACACCUAGCUAUGGAUAUGCGGAGAUGCCUCACGGUCAAUAUAAUCCUUACAUACCUGGUGCUGUCGUAGGAAUUGAUGGCCCAUUUGUAGGAAGCCAGCAGUAUCUCAGCAGUCCAUACCAGACUCCUGUUUCUUCACCUGCUUAUGCUCCAGUCCUUGUUCGCCCUAGUUCAGAUUUUAUGCCUAGUAGCUCUGCAGACCCUCUGUUAUUCAGCACUGGUGCAUCAAUUGCGAGCGGACCUGUUACUGCAGGCACAAAAUCUUCACUUCUGCAAGCAUCUAUCGGUGCAGCUGCUUCUUCUCAAACAGCUGCCUUAGGGAGUCUGGCACCAGCGUUUGUGCCUUACCGGCCCUCGCAUCGGAAUCGUACCACAACAAAACCAUCGGAAGGGCCACAAUUUAAUAUACCACAAAGUAAUCAACAUUUAUUGCAGGACUCCAUGAUGCAUGGUAGUGUCUGUACUACAAAUCAGGAUGGUCCUUCUUCUGGUUUGAUGCAAGGAACAGAUUGCUUCUCACAUGGAGUUGCUUUUGUUACUGGUCCGAUAAAAGUUACUGCAUCUAAUGACUUCACAAACACUGGAUCCAAUGUUCGUGGAUGUGCCUCAGUGGAUACAUAUAGACCAAGGUUUCAUUUUAAUGGGGUUGCAAACAAUGAGAGUGGAAGCCCAAAUGUAUUAGUUGAGCAAAAUAAGGGACCUAGGACAAACAGGUCAAAGGGUAGGUGGAUUUCAGCAGGUUCUGAUGGAGCCGAACCGAGUAAAGUAAGUACUAGUACUGCACAAGGAAACAUCACGAUUAAUGCCGGCCAAUUUAAUAGGGACGACUUCCCAGUUGAUCAUCCAGAUGCCAAGUUUUUUGUCAUCAAAUCUUAUAGUGAAGAUGAUGUGCACAAGAGUAUGAAGUAUAAUGUGUGGUCAAGCACUCCUAAUGGAAACAAGAGGUUGGAUAGUGCAUAUGAAGAUGCACACAGAAUAUCUGUGGGAAAGUCAGGAAAGUGUCCUGUCUUUCUCUUCUUUUCUGUUAAUGCAAGUGGACAGUUUUGUGGUGUCGCUGAAAUGAUGGGACCUGUUGAUUUCAAGAGGGACAUGGAUUUCUGGCAGCAAGAUAAGUGGUCUGGGAGCUUCCCUGUGAAAUGGCACAUCAUAAAGGAUGUGCCAAACACUAGCUUUCGUCACAUCAUACUAGAGAACAAUGAAAACAAGCCUGUAACUAAUAGCAGAGAUACCCAGGAGAUACCAUAUAACUCAGGCAUGAAUAUGCUAAAUAUAUUUAAAAGUAGCCCUCUGAGGAUGCCGAUACUUGAUCACUUUAUGUUUUAUGAGGAGCGUCAGAAGGUGAUGCGUGAAGAAAAAUACAGGCAUCAUGGAAGAAGCUUCAGUGGUUCUCCUUAUGUGCCUGUAUUUGUUCCUGCAAGCGAACCAGCUGGUACAGCUGAACACCUCCUGAAAGCAGGUGAAAAGCUAUCAGUUACAGAUCAGUCUUCAAAAGCAGUCAAUGAAGGGCCUGGCACCGCAUCUGGUUGGCCUCCACCUCCAGCUAACAAGGAGAGGCAAACUGAUGGUGUAGUUAAUCGUCCUCCAAAUGGAAAACAGCUUGGUAUUGCAAUGGAUCAGCUUCCUAAAGCAGUUGGACAACAGUCUUCCAAAGCCGAUGGAAAAUGUCUGAGGGAUGCCUCCAAUCAACAUCUGGAGGCAGGCAGAACACAACCAAGCAGUGCUGUUGCUCAGCAUUCAAAAGCUGAUGAAGAACAACUAAAUGCUACUGUUGAUCAACAUGCUAAAGUUGAUGGAAAGCAAUUAAAUGCUGCAGUUGAUCAACUUCGGAAAGCUGACAUAAGAAAACAAAGUUGUACUAUUCAUCUGCCUCCUAAGGAAGAUGGGACAAGGAAUGAAGUUGAUCAGCUUUCAACACCAGAUGGUUCUAUAAAGACCAAGGAUGCUAGGAGUUCAGGUGAGUUACGUCCUAAGAGCGGACAGUUGACAGCAAAGUGGGGUUCCUCCAAAUCAUCUUACGAUACCACCAGUGCUAAGCAUGAUGAGGCAGGAGAUACAAAGGAUGUGAAUACUGUAAUGAAGAUUGGGUUCCUCUCUAUUGAUCCAAGGAAAGGUGAUUCUAGAAGCUCUAGGGUGGUGGCAGCCGAGGCCACUCCAACGGAUGUUGUCAAAGUUGGUUCAGUGCAAAUCAAGGUGAAGGGCUUUGGUGAAUCAUCUUCCAGGCUUACAAGUGUAGGGACUCUUCCUAUUGAACCUGAAGGACGAAAAGGUAAUAUGCAGGGAUCGAUGGCUGACAUUCAUCUGCCAAAGAAAUGAAAUCAAGGAUUGCAAUAGCAGGCUAAUUGCUUUUGUCUUCUUUUAUAUCAUCUCAGUGGGGCCUUUAACAGGGUUGUCAGUCAACUUACUGAAGCUUGUCUUUCUUUGUUGGUCCUAUUCACCCCACUAAAUCUCAGAACUUUUGUGGAGAUUAUUUGCUGCUUGUUUACUGCAUUGCUAAUUGCCCUGAUUGAUCAGUGUUUCGGGGAAAUGGUAUUGAGUGUUGGGCACUUGUUUUCAUCCAGAUCUGAAAUUUCAUUUUGGAAGCUUACAGGAUGAAUUCUUCUCUGUUUUUUUUAUAUCAAUAGGCGAAAUAUUGAUACUAAAUUGCUGAGUUAUUUCCUAGUCUAUCUGGCAUUUUCUUUC
Molecule: messenger RNA, 3297 nt
Organism: Phoenix dactylifera (date palm)
Lineage: Eukaryota; Viridiplantae; Streptophyta; Magnoliopsida; Arecales; Arecaceae
Biological process (GO): mRNA destabilization
Cellular component (GO): cytoplasm
Molecular function (GO): mRNA binding
Source: RefSeq, a predicted model, not a curated record